GAGGCUGCGCUGGCGGAGGACAUGGUCAGCCACCUCCAAAACCAAACGCGAGGCGUAGAGGAGCUGAUCAGAGACCAGGUGCCACCGAGCGACUCUAAUGCCUCGAACACCACCAGCCAGAGCGAAGGUGCGACGAAAGCCCUCCUCGAGGAGAAUGACAAAGGCAUCAAGGAGCUCAACAUGUUGGUGACGCAGGCGGAGGAUCUUACGUCGAGGUGA
Molecule: messenger RNA, 219 nt
Organism: Symbiodinium sp. CCMP2456
Lineage: Eukaryota; Dinophyceae; Suessiales; Symbiodiniaceae
Source: the annotation of a GenBank genome assembly